UUUUUCUUAGGAAAAAAAACAAAAGAAAACAGCAUGUUCGAUAAGAUAGUGCUCCACUUUAUCCAGUGGCUUGAAGGAAGUGAAGAAGAUUCAAUUGUCACCAUUUUCACUGCUUAAUUAUAAUGUUGCUGCUUCAACUUCAUCAAUCACCCAAGAAAAAUGGAGUCUUUGGAAGCCCCAUUAGAGCUUCACCUAUUCCAAGAAGAAGGAAGCUCUUCCUGCUAUCACAAGCCAUUCCUUCCAGAACCCAAAGGAUAAUGGAAAGCAUUUCAGUAAGCGGGGAAGUUGGUGGUGCUGGUGGUGCAUAUUCAUAUAAUGCCUUAAAAAGACUGGACCAGCUGUGGUCUACCAUCUGCUCUGCUUCAUCAGCUGUCCAAGAACCUCAGCAAGUAGUUUCAAAUGUUGCUGGUCUGUUUAGCAAUUCUGAACUUGCUGAAAGAUUUGAGGAUAAAUUUGAUGUUGUAGUUUGUGGAGGUACACUAGGUAUCUUCAUUGCCACAGCAUUGAGUUCCAAAGGACUACGAGUGGGAGUUGUAGAGAGGAACGUAUUAAAAGGGAGGGAGCAAGAAUGGAACAUAUCAAGGAAAGAGCUUCUGGAACUUGUAGAAGUUGGCAUUCUCACAGAAGAUGACAUUGACGAGGCUAUUGCUGCCUCUUUCAAUCCUAACAGAUGUGGGUUUGAAAGUAAGGGUGAGAUUUGGGUUGAAGACAUUCUUAAUCUUGGGAUUUCGCCAGCUAAGCUCAUAGAGAUUAUGAGAAGGCGCUUUGAGUACCUUGGUGGUGUCAUUUUGGAGGGGUACAAUGUGGCUAGCAUACGUGUCUACGAUGAUACAGCAGUCCUGGAGCUUUCAAAGGGAAGGAUUUUGUCUUCAAGUCUCGUAAUUGAUGCGAUGGGGAACUUUUCCCCCAUUGUAAAACAGAUCAGAUGUGGUAGGAAACCUGAUGGUGUAUGCCUUGUUGUUGGCUCCUGUGGUCGUGGAUUUAAAGAGAAUUCCAGGAGUGAUGUCAUAUACAGCAAUGCUUCUGUAAAGGAAGUUGGAGAAUCACAAGUACAAUAUUUCUGGGAGGCAUUCCCUGCUGGCUCAGGCCCAACAGAUCGAACUACUUAUAUGUUCACUUAUGUCAAUCCACAACCCGAAUGUCCAAAAUUAGAAGAGUUACUAGAAGAUUACUGGAAUUUGAUGCCAAAUUAUCAGGGAGUGUCACUUGACAACCUGGAGAUACUGAGAGUUGUAUUUGGCAUUUUCCCUACCUAUCGAGACAGCCCAUUGCCUGCAGCUUUUAACCGCAUUCUACAGUUUGGUGAUGCUAGUGGGAUACAGUCACCAGUCUCUUUUGGUGGUUUUGGGAGCUUGACCAGACACCUUUGGAGAUUAACAGAAGGCAUUUGUGAAGCAAUUGAAGGCAAUUUUCUGGACCAUAAGAGCUUGUCCUUGCUAAAUCCAUACAUGCCAAACUUAAGUUCAUCGUGGUUGUUUCAAAGAGCAAUGUCAGCCAAGAAAGAGUCCAACGUUGCUCCUGAUUUCAUCAAUGAACUUCUCUAUGCGAAUUUUCAGAGCAUGCAGAAACUAGGGGACCCUGUACUGAGACCAUUUCUCCAGGAUGUCAUUCAGUUUGGACCUUUAGUGAAGACAUUGGGCCAAGUAAUGUUGACAAGACCUCGAAUUCUUCCAUCAAUAUUUCAGCAGGUUGGAAUACCUGUACUGCUUGACUGGUCUGGGCAUUUUGCCAUGUUAGGAUACUACACAUUCCUUUCCACCUACAUUGACCCUACAAUUAGGCCAUUGAUAAAGACAUUCCCCCCAAAGAUGGAAUACAGAUGGAAGAGGCGUCUUGAGGCUUGGAAAUAUGGAGCUGGUUUAGACUACAAAUUUGAGGCACCCCAGAACAGGACAAAUAGAUAAAGCACCUAUAGAAAAUUAUCCAAAAUAAUGCUAUUUUUUUCUUUGAUGAAUAGCUAUUUACUAUAGAUAAGAAAGAAAAUUCCCCUUGUCCCCUUUUCCGUUUCUUAAAUCCUACCCUUCCCUUACUAGGAAAGAAAAAAAAGAUUAGCUGUAAGUAAGAAGAGCAAACCCUCAGAUCCUAGCUGUGCUUAUUGGAAUUUCCUUUACUAA
Coffea eugenioides is the source of this 2114-nucleotide messenger RNA. RefSeq lists its product as uncharacterized. The record is from RefSeq and is a predicted model, not a curated record. Bases 123 to 1904 code for a protein of 593 amino acids. The transcript is spliced from 18 exons. NCBI's taxonomy places the organism in Eukaryota, Viridiplantae, Streptophyta, Magnoliopsida, Gentianales, Rubiaceae.